AUGGGAAGAAAUACUGUAGUUUUUUGGGGUCUCGUUUUCUCUGUCUUGGUGCUUUUGGGGCUGUUUGAUUAUGUUGCUGUUGAAGCUACUAGAGAGGGGAUGCUUUUGUACCAUGAGAGACACAAUGGUCUUGACGAUUUGCAGGAAAAUAGGUACAGGGUAGAUGCUACCUAUGGAGGGUCUGCACCAGGUGGCAGUGGGGGAGGAUCAGGUGCGGGUGGUGCUUCGGGUUAUGGUUCUGGUGGUGUGGGAGGGGGUGGAGGGGGAGGAAUUGGCAGUGGAGGUGGAGGAGGGGCUGGCUGUGGGGGUUAUGGUAGUAGAGGUGGCGUUGGUGGGGGUGGGGACUCUGGGAUUGGCCAAGGUGGUGGCUAUGGUAGUGGAGGUGGCGUUGGUGGGGGCGGGGGAGGUGGGGGCUCGGGGAUUGGCCAAGGUGGUGGUUAUGGUGGUGGUAAUGGUGGAGGGUUUCGUGUUGGCGGUGGUAAUGGAGGCGGGUUUGGCGGUGGCUACGGGCCAGGUGUUGGAGGGGGUACAGGAGGAGGAAGUGGGAUGGGCUCUGGAUCAGGCCCAGGAUAUGGCAGUGGCAACGGCGCUGGCGCUGGCGCUGGUGGUGGUGGUGGUGGUGGUUUCGGCGGCGGAAGUGGAUCAGGGAGUGGUCCUGGGGACGGUAAAGGAGGCCCUUACCUUCCUCCUGGCAAAAGCCACUGA
Messenger RNA from Rhododendron vialii, 705 nucleotides. RefSeq names its product glycine-rich protein 5-like. The record is from RefSeq and is a predicted model, not a curated record. The coding region runs from base 1 to 705 and encodes 234 amino acids. Lineage: Eukaryota; Viridiplantae; Streptophyta; Magnoliopsida; Ericales; Ericaceae. The transcript is spliced from 2 exons.